AUGGGCGCUGGGGUCCCUUGGCGGCGCCUCUGGGCCGCCCCUGGCUGCCGCUCCGCGCGCCAGGGAGGGGGGGGGUCGAGCGCCGAUCCGAUAGAUUGGCGCGGACGUUCGAGUUUUCAUGCUCAUGUCAUUGUUCCUUCCCCUGCCAUCGGCCCAGAGGACGGCUUCAUGUGGCGGCGGCAGGUGGAGCUGCAGGCGCGGGCGAACCCGACCGGGGCCCCGGAGUUUUACUACCCGGAUCGGCCGGACGCCGUGGCGCGGCAGAUGGUGGCCUCCGUCCCGCUGCGCCGCCUAGGCACCCCCGAGGAGGUGAUCCAGACCGUGCUCUUCCUGCUGAGCUCGAGGGACGCGGACUCCGAGCAGGGCAGGCACUGCAACAUCGACAGGCACCUCGUGCACGACAAGCAGUGCCCGGUCUGCAAGACCCCCAUAGACAUCAUGGACAGGAUCGACGGCUCGUCCUCGAACAGGCCGGGCGAGCCCAAGGUCCUGUCGGAGGCUGCGAUGGAGCUGCUGCCUCCUGCUGGAGGUUCUUCUUCGAGUUCGGCGCAGGCGUCCACCGACGCGGCGCAGGCUGCCGGGGAGCCCGGCGCUGCCGCCGCGGCGGGCGGCGCCGCCCGCGCGGAGGUCGCACAGCCCGCGCAGGCCUCGGCCGAGGCCGACGCCGACCUGGGCGCGGCGCCCGCGGCGAGCGAGGGCACGCCCGCGCUCGCAGGCACAGCGCAGCUGCCCCGGCUGCGCGGCCUCGGCCGCGAUCCUUUGUCAGGAGGGGCAGAGCACAGGCGGCCACCGUCCACCCGCGUUGCCACGCGACGGGUAGAGCAGAGCGCCAAGGCCUCCCUUGCCAUGCCCACCGCGGCGGCCACGACCGGCACCGCCCUCCAGGGCAGCACCUCCGCGGCCUGCGCGGCAGCGGAGGCCGCCUGCGCCCCGGGGGCGCGCGGCGCGGGCGCGGGGAGGCCGGCGCCGGCGCCGCCGAAGCCACGCGCGCGGGGGCUGGGCGGGGCGGGCGCCGCGAGGUACGAGGCCUUGCACGUGGUCGGUUCUGGGGUCUUCGGGACGGUCUUCAUGGCGAGGGACCGCGAGACCGACGGCAGGGUGGUGAUCAAGCGGUUGGCGGCCACCGCCGGCGAGAACGGAGUGCCCGCGAGCGUCAUCCGCGAGGUGUCGUUGCUGCGCGAUCUGGUCCACCCGAACAUCGUGCAGCUGAAGGACUUGCAGAUCGUCGGCCCCGACGGGUUCGAUCUGAUCUUCGAGUACAUCCCUGACGACCUGCACCGGGUUUUGAAGGGUUACCGGAGGGAGGGUACGCAGUUGCCCAUGGAGAAGAUCGUGCUGUACUGGCAAGGUCUCCUCGACGGAAUCCACGCGUGCCACACACGCAUGGUGAUCCAUCGUGACCUCAAGCCGCAGAACGUCCUCAUCCAUCCCACGGACGGCCUCAAGAUCUGCGACUUCGGCCUGGCCCGCAUCUCCUCGCUCACAGUUCAGAGCUACACCCUGGAGGUCGUCACCUUGUGGUAUCGCGGCCCCGAGCUGUUGCUGGGGCAUCCCAGCUACGGCCUGCCGGUGGACAUCUGGUCUGCGGGAUGCAUCCUUGCCGAGAUCGCCACUGGCUACCCGAUGUUCCCUGGGGACUCCGAGAUUGGCACAGUCUUCAAGAUCAUGCAGCUGCUGGGCUCCCCCACGGAGGCGACCUGGCCGGGCUUCGAGCAGAGCCUGUCGUUCUGGAGGCCCAGCUACCCGAGCUGGCCGCCCACGGGCCUCAAGACGAUCAGCGACCAGCGCCCAGAGCUUGGCGAUGCCGGGAUGGACCUGGUCCGCUCCUUGCUGGCCAUGAACCCUGCGGCCCGGCCAACAUCUCGGAGGGCCAAGGCCCACGCCUUCUUCGCGCGGCGUGGCGGCGCGCCGCCGGCGGCCGCCCCGCCCUGCUGA
This is a messenger RNA of Prorocentrum cordatum, 1935 nucleotides long. The record is from the annotation of a GenBank genome assembly. Lineage: Eukaryota; Dinophyceae; Prorocentrales; Prorocentraceae.